AUGGUGCCGGUCUUGUCGAACGCCACGGCCCUGAUCUCGCCCAGCGACUCGAGGACGUCCCCUCCCUUGACGAGGACCCCCAUCCGCGCCGCCGUCAGGAGCGCGCAGAACGUCGCGACGGGCGUCGACAGCACCAGCGCGCACGGGCACGCGCUCACCAGCAGCACCAGCGCCAGCCUGAACCACCGCUCCGCGUCGCGCGCCCCCAGCAGCGGCGGCAGCAGCGCCACCCCUGCUCCGAGAACCACCACGGCCGGCGUGUAG
This is a messenger RNA of Triticum turgidum subsp. durum (durum wheat), 264 nucleotides long. The record is from the annotation of a GenBank genome assembly. Lineage: Eukaryota; Viridiplantae; Streptophyta; Magnoliopsida; Poales; Poaceae.